GCGAAGCGCUCUGUUGGUCCAGCACGCUUCUGGUUCUGACACGGACUCAGAAAGAAAUCACCAUGGUGCUGUCUCCCGCUGACAAGACCAACGUCAAGGCUGCCUGGGAGAAGAUUGGCGGCCACGGUGCUGCAUAUGGUGCGGAGGCCCUGGAGAGGAUGUUCCUGUCCUUCCCCACCACCAAGACCUACUUCCCCCACUUUGACCUGAGCCACGGCUCCGCCCAGAUCCAGGGCCAUGGCAAGAAGGUAGCCGAUGCCCUGGCCAACGCAGCGGCCCACGUUGACGACUUGCCUGGCGCCCUGUCCGCUCUGAGCGAUCUGCACGCGCACAAGCUGCGUGUGGACCCGGUCAACUUCAAGCUCCUGAGCCACUGCCUGCUGGUGACCCUGGCUGCUCACCACCCGGCCGAAUUCACCCCUGCUGUGCAUGCCUCCCUGGACAAGUUUUUGGCCUCUGUGAGCACCGUGCUGACCUCCAAAUACCGUUAAAUUGGAGCCCCCGCGGGCCUUGCCCAUCCAUGCCCGUCAGGCCUCCUAGCCAGUUCCUCCUCCCCUCCUUGCACCUGCACCUCUUGGUCUUUGAAUAAAGUCUGAGUGUGCGGCA
Molecule: messenger RNA, 606 nt
Organism: Marmota monax (woodchuck)
Lineage: Eukaryota; Metazoa; Chordata; Mammalia; Rodentia; Sciuridae
Gene: Hba1
Product: hemoglobin subunit alpha 1
Exons: 3
Coding region: 63-491 (142 amino acids)
Biological process (GO): hydrogen peroxide catabolic process; oxygen transport
Cellular component (GO): haptoglobin-hemoglobin complex; blood microparticle; hemoglobin complex
Molecular function (GO): organic acid binding; iron ion binding; peroxidase activity
Source: RefSeq, a predicted model, not a curated record